Molecule: messenger RNA, 1432 nt
Organism: Triticum aestivum (bread wheat)
Lineage: Eukaryota; Viridiplantae; Streptophyta; Magnoliopsida; Poales; Poaceae
Exons: 7
Coding region: 336-1013 (225 amino acids)
Biological process (GO): regulation of DNA-templated transcription
Cellular component (GO): histone deacetylase complex
Molecular function (GO): transcription coregulator activity; protein binding
Source: RefSeq, a predicted model, not a curated record
AGUUGGAAAGCAUUCACUCUCCCCUCUCCUCCUACGCUCUGCUCUCCUCUGCAAAAAUUGGAUCUUCACUUCAUCACAUCCCCUGCCUUUGCCCCGCCCCGCCCUGCAUUCCCUCCCUCCCUUUAGAUCGAUCCAUCCGAUUCGAUCCGCGCAACCAAGCAAGCCAGCAAUUGCAAUUGGAGAAUUGCUCUCCGAUCCACCCAAUUGCAAUUGCAAUUGCAAUUGCAAUCCAUCCUGGAUCGCCGGCCGGCCGGCCGGCCAUUGCUCACCUGGAUCCGCCCCAGCACAGCAGUUUCACCAGGGGCAGGGAGACGACAUCACGCCGGUGAAGCAGUAUGAUGAUGGGGACCGAUGUGUGUUCUUCGCGGAUGCUGUCGCUGCCCCGUUACGAGAGCGGCGACGAGGAGCUCACCGUGCUGCCCAGGCACACCAAGGUCGUCGUCACCGGUAACAACCGAACAAAGUCCGUGCUCGUCGGCCUGCAGGGUGUCGUCAAGAAGGCUGUUGGCCUUGGAGGCUGGCACUGGCUGGUUCUCAAGAAUGGUGUGGAGGUGAAGUUGCAGAGGAAUGCCCUGAGUGUCUUGGAAGCUCCGACUGGCAACGAGGACGACGACGAGAUCGAUGGCGGCAACAACUCCUUCUGCGGCAGCUUCGACAUGGGAGACAAAGACAUGAACUACUCAAGCAUCGAGUACCAGAAGCCAACAAAGCCGAGGGUCCGGCACACAAGGCCAUGGUCUUCCUGCACGACGACGUCCAGCAGCCGGGCCAACCUUCAGUCGACCUCGAAGCUGCGAGCGAGAGUGAACCUGACAAAGCUUGGAACGCCCACAUUAUGGAGAUACUGGAAGCACUUCAACCUUGUGAGCAUGAACCCAACUCCAUCAGAGGAGCAGCUGUUCCAUGGGGUCCAGCAGCAUUUCCAGUCCCAGCAAUUGGAUGAGUUGCAGGUGAUCCUGGGGUUCAUCCAGACGGCAAAGAGGCUCAAGACCCUGUACAAGAACAGCUCCUAGCCCAGCCCUCCUUCCUCAGAUGCAUACAUACAUAUGCUUCACCUUCACCUUCACCAGUGGUUUCUGUUGCUUGCUGUUAGUAGAGAAAGAGAGGUGUCAACUCAAGAAGAGAGAGAGAGAGAGAGAAGAGGUUAGAUGAUGAUGCAUCAUGUGGUUAAGUAAGUAAGUAAGUUAUUAAUGUUAGUCUCCUCCUUGAGAAGCAAGCAAGUUGUGAACAGAGAGGGAUUUGUACUGGCACAUUUGAUCAGUACAAAUUCUUCAGUAGCUUCUUCUUCUUCUUCUUCUUACUCCUUGUAAUGAUGAGAGAGAGCGCGCAAAAAUGAUGGAUGAUGUAACCCCUUGCUGCUGCUGCUGCUGUUUGUUAUAACUGACCACCAGAGCAGACCAAACCAAUCUCAGUUAUUUGGAGAGAUACUAAA